This is a messenger RNA of Brugia malayi, 1221 nucleotides long. RefSeq lists its product as uncharacterized. Gene Ontology annotation, molecular function: hyalurononglucosaminidase activity. Gene Ontology annotation, biological process: hyaluronan catabolic process; carbohydrate metabolic process. The transcript has 7 exons. Lineage: Eukaryota; Metazoa; Nematoda; Chromadorea; Rhabditida; Onchocercidae. The coding region runs from base 1 to 1221 and encodes 406 amino acids. The record is from RefSeq and is a predicted model, not a curated record.
AUGAAGCAUUUAUUUGUCCAAAUUUUACCCAUCAUUUGGUUGACAACAGUUAAUGGCCGUGAAUGGAAAACAUUUGAAGUUCGCUGGAAUGUUCCAACUCAUCAGUGUAAGAAUUGGUCAGAAAUACAAAAACCGGAACAUUACGGUAUUCUCGUGAAUGAUGAAUAUAAAUUUUACGGUAAUGUUGUUGUUACUUUGUAUGAGGAAAAAUUCGGUUUAUAUCCGUACUACAAAAAUUAUUCUAAUCUAUCAUCGGCAGUUAAUGGUGGCAUUCCUCAGCGUGCUAAUCUCACAGAACAUUUGUUAAAAGUUGAAAAUGACACAAUAAAUGCAAUACCAAAUGAAAAUUUUGACGGUUUGGCUAUAAUUGAUUACGAGAAAUGGCGACCAUUAUAUGAGCAUAAUUGGAGUACAAAACGAAUUUAUCGAAAUGCAUCGAUAGAUUAUGUUAAGGAAAGAUAUGAAAAUAUUACUCAGGAAAAUGCUACAUCAAUUGCUAUAAAAGAAUUCAAUGAAGCAGCAAUGAAAUUUUUAACAGCAACUAUUCGUGAAGUGAAAAGAAUUCGACCUAAAGCGCUUUGGGGUUUUUAUGGAAUGCCAUUUUGUAAUUACAGCGCAGGAAUAAAUGGUACUGUAGCAUGCGGAGAAGUAUAUGAAGAAUUUAAUGAUCGACUAAAACCAUUGUAUAUGGAAGCUACCGCUCUUUAUCCAUCAAUUUAUCUACCAAGAAGGAAUAGUGGUGCUGGUGGUUGCUUAUAUGUCACUUCAGUCCUUCAAGAGGCUAAACGUUGCGCGGAAAAACUGAAACCAAGCGUACCAAUAUUUACAUUCAUUGGAUUUGAAUAUUUUCCAUUAAAUCUUACUGAUCCAUUUUAUACCGAACAAGAUUUAUUCAAUUCACUGCAUAGAUCAUUUGAUAUGGGUAUCCAAGGUGCUAUCAUUUGGUCAACAUCCAAAGAUAUGGCAAAUCGAUGCCUUAGUAUCGGAAACUAUAUUCGUGAUCAUCUUGGUCCUGAGGUCGAAAAUUUGAAAAAACUUAGUGAAAUUUGUGAUAAUGCUAAAACGAACAGGAUUACUGCAAAUUAUACUCAUGAACCUCUCUGUGCAAUGAGAAAUGGACUAUAUAAAUAUUGUCAUAAGAUAAACAAAAAGUGGGAUCAUUCUUUUUCAACUUCCAUCGUUUCAACCUCUACUGUAACCAGCAAAAAAAAGGCUAAAUGA